Molecule: messenger RNA, 1803 nt
Organism: Phytomonas sp. EM1
Lineage: Eukaryota; Euglenozoa; Kinetoplastea; Trypanosomatida; Trypanosomatidae
Source: the annotation of a GenBank genome assembly
AUGUUGGGCGCCUUCGGCUGCUGUUGUGCUUCGUUUAACUAUGCUUUCAAUUUGAUUUCGAAGCCGAUGCGGCAACGAUAUAAUUUCACUGAGCGAGAGAUGGGCACUAUUAUGACAGUGGGUCUUGUUUUAAAAUAUGUCUUGACUCCCUAUGCCUACCUUUACGACCGUGUUGGAGUCCUCCCUAUCACCGUGAUCAUGACAUCUUACUUUGUUAUCGGCACGGCCUGCCUUGCCCAAUGCUUUGCUGGUAAUAUUUCGGGAAGUGUGUUGAAGUUGAGUGUCUUCAAUGCCUUCCUGACUUGCGGUGGCUCUUUGUUCGACUUGGUGUGCUGUAUGACAAUACUGAACCAUUUUCCCUCCAACAAAGGUGCCGCUGCUGCGUUCAUCAAAGCGUUUACCGGUCUGGGAUCGGCUCUGGCAGGGUCUUUGUAUACGGCCUUCUUCAUGAAUCGCGCGGACCUGUACUUCUACUUCCUUAUGACUUUCGCGGCUGUAGUAGGGACUUUUUUCAUGAUAUUUGUACGGCAGCCACCAUACUACAUUAUGCCCUAUGAGCAGGAUCGCCUAUCGCCCGAGGAAAUCAAGGCAAGGAAGGACUGUAAGACAGCUUACCUGAGGCAGAAGCCACCUGUUGCACGUUUUAUCUAUGGCUUCGUCAUUAUAUUCUUUCUAAUUGUGUAUUUGCCCAUAUCAAGCACGUUAGUUCAGUACCGUCAUCUGAGCCAACCGUACAAAACUGCGUUUGCCGUGGUUUCAAUCGUCGCGUGGCUGAUGGUCCCCCUCAUCUCUGUUCCUUUUCCUGGUCUCAACGGUCCCAAGGCACUUCCCGGAGAGCAAGAUCAACAUAAAUCUGGAAAAGUCGUGGAGACCAAUAGCAGUGUGUUGCCCGAGGAAAGCAAGUAUUAUUUGGCUAAAGACACGUCUGUGAAUGCUCUUACGCAACCUGACUUUCAGAUUAACAAUGCUACUGAUGAACCUUCAGAGAAGGCAGAGCGCAGCGCACCGGAGACAGACAUGGACUACAUAGCGCCGCAGUACCAGCACCGGUUUGUGCGCAACCUGACGACGCUGGAGCUGUGGGGACUGUGGUGGACUAUGUUUUGCUGCAUUGGAGCUCAGUUCAUCGUUAUCUUCAACGCGAGUCAAAUUUACGCGGCACUCUCAGGCAAGGAGCCCAGCGACGCUUUGCGGGCGAUGCUAACGGUCUUCAAUGGCGUGGGUGGUGCUGUGGGCCGUCUGCUAAUGGCAUACUUUGAGAUCUGGUCCCAGAAGCGGAAGGCGGAGGACCGCGUUCCAAUUACCAUUUCGCUAUUCUUCCCCGUGGUGCCCACCAUAUUGACGUUUGUCUUGUUUCUGAUACUUCCAGUUAGUGCACUGCCACUGCCCUACGUAGUGGUCGCACUGUCAAACGGAUUUUCCGUCGCCGUUUGCGUGCUCCUGACGCGAACCAUUUAUGCGAGGGACUCGGCUCUGCAUUACAACUUCUGCUUCAUCGCGGUGGGAGCGUCAUCGGUUGUUUUUAAUCGUUUUCUAUACGCGGAGUGGUACGCAUACCAGACUGAGAAGCGUGGCAAUUCCUCUGUAUGCUUCGACAAGGCGUGCGUGUUGAUGCCGAUGAUUGUGCUGAUUGCACUAGGUUGCAGUGCGUUGCUGUCAAGUUUUGUUGUGCACAUCCGCUACCGAACUUUCUAUAUCCAUGCUCUGAAGGAACGCGCGCGUAUACGCAUGGCCGCAAUGGAGGAUGCUGGCCAACGACGACCAGACCAGGUGAAUGAUGCAUUGGUGCAUCGCGAUGUGUGA